UUUGUAACUUUUUUAGGGAACACAAUUUAUGACAAAUUGCCUAUAGCAUUCGUUCUCCUAUGUUUCUACCUCCGCCGUAAAACAGUCAACGAUUCAUUCACGAUUUAAACUCUAUUAGUUUGUACGAUAUUUAUAAAAUAUUGUUUUAAAUUAACAUAUACGAUUUUAAAAAAUGUCUUUUCAUCGUGGAACGUCGGCACCAACAAGAUCUGGAAGAGGAAAUAAACAAAGUCAAUCAAAUGCAUCGAUGUCGACUUCAAGAAAUAAUGAAGGACCAGGGGAAAGACCUAGAGGGCAUCCCUCAUGGCUGAAAGGAAAACAAAUUGGUUUAUAUUAUAGGGAUCAACACAAAAAAAAAGAACCAAAAAGUAUUUUUUUCAGAGUUAAUAAAACCGUAGGAGAAGCAAUGAGAUUAGCCAUAGAAAAUUCGAAAGGACUGUACAAUAAAUUGUGCAAUAAUGAAGACAAACAGGAUGUUACAAACAACAGUGAUUUAGAAAGCAAAUAUACUCACAUUGAUGACUCUAGAUUUAAACAAAAGUUCUUAGAACUUCUGUCCGGUAAUAUACAAGAUAAUAUUGUCAAAGCAAUGUCCAUUAAAUCUGGACUGGAAAGGGAUCCUGUCACUGACAAAAUUCUGUUUGAAGAAUUUAACAAAAAAAAGAAUAGUAAUGAGUAUGUAGCUAUGCAAGCUUUUAGAAAAAAAUUACCAUCGUAUGAUAAGAAAGCGGAGAUCUUAGAUUUAAUUAAAAAUAAUCCAGUUAUUGUAAUUAGCGGGGAAACUGGUUGUGGUAAGACGACACAAGUUGGACAAUUUAUACUGGAUAACGAAUUAGAAAAUAAGAAUGGCAGCAUUACCCGAAUUAUUUGUACGGAACCUAGAAGAAUAUCUGCGAUAUCUGUUGCUGAAAGAGUAGCUGCAGAGAGAGCAGAGAAACUUGGCAGAUCUGUGGGCUUUCAAAUAAGACUCGAAAAGAAAUCACCUAGGGAAUGUGGAAGUAUAUUAUUUUGUACUACCGGUAUGCUUUUGCAAUUUAUGCAGUCCGAUCCAGCAUUGAAAAGAUUUUCGCAUAUAAUAUUAGAUGAGGUUCACGAACGCAGUACAGAAAGUGAUUUUAUUAUUACUUUAUUAAGGAAAAUAAUUCCUGUUAGACCAGAUUUAAAAGUGAUUUUAAUGAGUGCAACACUUAAUUCCCAAAGAUUUUCCGAUUAUUACAGUAAUUGUCCGAUAAUUCAUAUACCAGGGUUCACUUAUCCCGUAGAAGAAUAUUAUUUAGAAGAUAUAUUAUUAUUAACAGAUUUUCGUUUCGAAGAAAAUCAAUUUUCAUUAAAAGAACUUAGUUAUAAAAGACAUCAGAAGAAAUUUAAGGAACAGAACGAUAAAUAUUGUAAAUAUCGAGAAAUGAUAAAUUCCUAUUUAGAAACUCUUACAGUAGAAAAACAAUAUCCUAUGAGUGUCAUAAACCAAUUACACAAUCCAAACUGUGAAAAUUUAUCUUUAGAACUUAUAGAAGAAUUGAUUAGACAUAUAUGUAAAACUAAAGAGCCAGGAGCUAUUCUAGUAUUUUUACCCGGUAUGAUGGAUAUCAUUAACUUAAAUAAACUUAUGUUGAAUUCCCAAUAUUAUCCGACUAAUCAAUAUAUUAUUUAUCCACUUCACUCUCGUAUGCCAACAAUCGAUCAGAAGCUUGUAUUUAAAGAACCACCACUUGGGGUACGUAAAAUAAUCAUCGCUACAUCGAUUGCUGAAACAUCCAUAACGAUAGAAGAUGUGGUAUAUGUCAUCGAUUGUGGAAAAACAAAGCUUUCCAGAUUCGAUGUAAAUCGAAAUAUCGAAACGUUAGAGCCCGAAUGGGUUUCUAAGGCUAAUGCAAAACAGCGACGAGGUCGCGCUGGAAGAGUUAAAAAGGGAUAUUGUUAUCAUCUGUACAGUAAAGCAAGAGAACUAACAUUUGAUGAUUACCAAUUACCCGAAAUGUUACGCACGCGAUUAGAAACAGUUAUAUUGCAGAUUAAAAUUUUACAAUUAGGAAAAGCGAAGGAAUUUCUUGCUAGCGUUAUGGAUCCACCUAAUUUGAAAGCCAUUGAUUUAUCACUUGAAUUAUUGGAAACAUUAAAUGCUUUAGACAACGACGAACAUUUGACACCUCUUGGAUAUCAUUUGGCACAACUUCCUCUUGAUCCUAGGACUGGUAAAAUGAUUAUAUGGGCAGCACUGUUUUCUUGCGUAGAUCCUGUAUUUUCUAUAGCAGCCAGUCUUACUUUCAAAGAUGCCUUUUAUUGUCCUUUGGGAAAAGAAGAGAAAGCAAUGAACAAAAAAUUAGAACUCAGUAUGUGGCAAUACAGCGAUCAUAUUGCUUUAGCCGAAGCUCUCAGAAGAUUCGAAAUUAAUAACAGCUUUGGUUUUUGUUAUCAAUACUUUUUGUCUUACAAUACUUUAAGUCUUCUUUCCGAAAUGAAACGUCAAUUUGCUCAGCACUUGUGUGAAAUGAAAUUUUUAAAUAGCGUUGAUCCAUUGGCUCAAGAUGCCAAUAGAAAUUCUAAUAAUAUAGCGUUGAUCAAAGCUAUAGUUUGUGUAGGAUUAUAUCCAAAUAUAGCAACCAUCGACAAUGGUGUCUUUAAAGGAAUUCAUAAGCAUGGUGUAAAUGCUUUGACACUCGAAGAUGGUCUUGUCAAAGUACACCCCUCAAGCGUUAAUAGUAAAAUGAAGGUUUUUCCAAGCCCCUUUUUGACAUAUUUUACAAAGCAACGAUCUACCGCUAUUUAUUUACACGACACGUCCUGCAUCACAGCUCCGAUAUUAUUAUUUGCAGGAUCAGAUCCAUUUCUUUUUGCAGGAAGGGAUAAAUACACAAUAAAGUUAAACGGUUAUCCAAAUUUUUCAUGCGAUGCGAGAACUGCCACACUUAUACAGGAUCUUCGAACGAUAUUAAAUAAUUUAUUAGAAUAUAAAAUUUCUCAUCCUGGUACAGUAAAUUGGGAUAAUCAAGAGGGACAGAUACUUAACGCUCUUAUCCAAUUUGUAUCACAAUCAGACGAAGAAAUGGGUUUUCACUGGAAUUGACCAGUUAAAAAAAGGUAAAUGAA
Messenger RNA from Polistes dominula (European paper wasp), 3087 nucleotides. RefSeq names its product ATP-dependent DNA/RNA helicase DHX36. Gene Ontology annotation, molecular function: G-quadruplex DNA binding; RNA helicase activity; G-quadruplex RNA binding. The record is from RefSeq and is a predicted model, not a curated record. Gene Ontology annotation, cellular component: cytoplasm; nucleus; intracellular anatomical structure. NCBI's taxonomy places the organism in Eukaryota, Metazoa, Arthropoda, Insecta, Hymenoptera, Vespidae.